AUGUCGACCGGUGAAACGUCUCGCCCUGUCUCCCUCAGUCUGGAUCCUAGCAACAGCGACCACAAUGGACCAGUAUCUCCAUUGUCACCAACAAGUCCCAGCCGAGCCCUUCCAUCCGAUCUGCCUACGUCCCUCGACGAUCGACGCACUUUUGAUACGUACUAUCCUGGUCAGGAGGAAUUCUACGAUGACUGGAGUGGCUCGGCGUCACAGAUAAACUACCCACCGGUAUCAGCGAACCACAAUAAGACUCGCUCUCUCACAGGCGGCUUUGACCUGAAGCUUGACAGCCCACUAGGCAUCAACUACGAUGGAGAUGCAGAGGAAGGCAUACAGACGCGACUCGAGGCGAGUGAAAGAGGUUUUCUGAAUACAUAUGCUAGCACUGUUCGUGCGCACAAGCCGAGCAGUGCUGAUAUGGCAGAUGAGGACGAUGACGAUAUUGCCAGUGAUGAGAAGUCGUCUGAGGCUGAGAAGCGGACUAAACUUCAGAAGGGACUGAACAUGGCUGCUUCGAAUGGUGAUACUGAGCGCGUGCGCAGGCUGGUCAAUGGGAAACUGAAGAACUUCGUAGGAGUUAACAACCCAGAUGAAGAAGGCACUGUACCUCUAAUUUACGCCAGCUGCUUUGGGCACGAAGGAGUUGUUGCAGUACUGCUCGAUGCCGGCGCUCACGUUGACGAACAGGAUAGGAAUGGGUGGACGGCAUUGAUGUGGAGUGUUAUGAACAGGCACAAGGUCAUCGCGCGCACAUUACUCGACCACGGGGCUAAUGGUGAGCUCCGUAGUAGCAGUGGUGGUAGUGCUUGGGAUUUCGUGCAGCCCGGUUCUGAUAUGGCAGAGUACCUGAGAGAGGGUGGCUAUUCUGGUGGCAUGACUGCCGGCGCUGGCUUCGCUGCCAUGGGAGGCUACCAGGGCGACGACUUCUACACGACUGGAGGGUUCGGAAAUGACAGGUUCGAGGAAGAAGCCGAGGAGAGCAUGCUGAAGAGGAGAAUGCUUAUGCAAGAAUCUGCUGCCAACCUCGAAGUGGAUCUCUCAACCCUAGGCUUCGAUGAGGCUCCGGAGAAUCAAGAUGAGAUGGAGCAGGAAGAUGAGGAAGAGUUCAUUUGGGAGAGGUGUGUUGGUGACCAAAUGUUUGUGUUUCAGGACGACAAGAUGGACCUGAUCCUCGAUACGAUCAUAACAAACAUGACACCGCAAAGGUCGCCCAGCCAGAAGCCAGUACCGGCUAACCUGAUAUUCCUCAUGGCACGAUACGCACACUACCACAUGCCUGGAACGCUGCUUGAAGACCUGCUGACGAGAGCUAUGGACUUGAUCAACGACGUGGUUGAACGACAUCAGUGGGACAUGACUAUGCUGGCCUUCUGGAUUUCCAACGCAACAUUAUUGUUACAUUACCUAAAGAAAGACGCCGGGUUAGUACAGGCUACCUCGAAGUACCAACUUGAAUUGGCAGAACUUGUCAACGAAACAUUCAUACUUGUCAUUCGCGACGCUGAAAGGCGCAUGAACAAAGUGCAUGAAGAGGCUAUGCUCGACCAUGAAACCAUUCCAGGCUUGAGCGAUGUCGAAUUCCAAGGAGAGUGGAAAAUGUUCAAGAGCAAAUCCAAGGUCGUGGAAGAAGAUCCAUCAAAAAGGUUCAGGCCUCCAUCUCCGAACAGGCGAGCUCAGAUAUCGCCACGAAAUAUCACGUCGUUGUUGUCCUCGACGUUGUUUGUAUUAGACUUGUACGAUGUACAUUCGGUGAUAACAGCUCAAAUUCUUGCGCAGCUUCUGUACUGGAUUGGUGCCGAGCUAUUCAACCGUAUUAUGACGACGCGAAGAUACCUUUCCAGGACGAAAGCAAUGCAGAUACGGAUGAAUGUGUCACAGGUUGAAGAUUGGGCAAGAGCAAAUAAUCGCCAGCCUGAGCAUUACGAGAAUGGUGCCACCAAUAUCUCUGGCGAGACGACGGUGGGUGCUGCUAGGCGACAUCUAGCUCCUCUAGUACAGCUGCUUCAAUGGCUUCAAUGCUUUAGCUCGACUGGUGAAGAUCACGAAUCAUUACUCGAGACAUUGAUGCAACUUCAGAGACUGUCGCCAAUGCAGCUGAUACACGCAGUAAAAAACUACAGAUACGAAGUUGGCGAAAAAGGAUUACCCAAGGCACACAUGAAGUUUCUACAGCAAUUGCAGAGAGGAUCAGAGACUCUCAUACGGCGACCACUAACGCCCCUGCCAGACACGGACACGCCUAACACACCUAUCAAAUCCUCUACUCCUCAAGCAAGCGUCCGCAACAGCAUCGAGACACCAGACACUGUAACGUCGAAAACAGAGCCCUCCGCACAGACUCCGACGUCACAAACGAAUAUCGAAUCUGAUACCGACCCGCCAAUAGAGCGGAACAGGCUACUUCUUGACCAGUCGCUUAUGCUGCCCUUUUCACUACCCACCUCGACGGACAUGCUCAUUACUUAUGGCGCUGGCAUCGGCGGCACGAACAGAGAAAGAGCGAGAAAGUACAUUCCUACUGUGCCGACUGAGGUGCUUGCUAAGCUGAACUUGGAUGGUGAUACACCUAGGAGGAAGGGCAGUGUGAGUACUGUUGCUAGAGGAUGGAGGUCGAAUGGUAGUAGUGGGCUGUAG
This is a messenger RNA of Lithohypha guttulata, 2634 nucleotides long. RefSeq lists its product as uncharacterized. The transcript has a single exon. Gene Ontology annotation, molecular function: GTPase binding. Lineage: Eukaryota; Fungi; Ascomycota; Eurotiomycetes; Chaetothyriales; Trichomeriaceae. The record is from RefSeq and is a predicted model, not a curated record. The coding region runs from base 1 to 2634 and encodes 877 amino acids.